UGAGUGCACGCGGCAUCACGUUUCCCCCUGGCUUCAGUGGAUCAGCGGUCUUUCAGCCUGAGAUAGCAUUAUCUACGAGUCGGGUAUCAAACGCUGAGAAAGUGAGUCCACGCGAAGGACUUGCACGUGGCUUGGAGACGCUGCUGGUCAGCUAGGAGGCUGGGCGCUGGCCUCUUUGUGACUGGUGGCGAGCAGCUGCGGCCAUGACGCUCCGCACCACUGCGGCGAUCGCCGUGGCCGCCCUGUGCGUGACCUCCGUAGCCGCGGCCGUGGGCGGGCUGGAGCAGCGCAUCCGCUGCGGCUGCCGCGUGGUCGGCUUCGGCCACGUCCAGAUAGACAUCGGCUGCGGCUACAGCAAGGCAAAUGCUUACUCGCACGGAAGAGAAGGGAAGAACAUUACCUGCAGGAAAGAGGAGACGGCGUUCAUCCCUCGCGGCUACGAGCUGCUGGCCGGCGUGGGGCUGUACAAGGUGCACCGCGCGGCCGCCGACCAGGGGGCGGCGGCCUCGCGCUGCCGGCUGGAGGGCGGCCAGCUGGCGGUGCCCGCAGACCCGGCGGAGGCGGACGCGCUGGCGGCGCUGCUGAGGCGCGCGCACGUCGCCGCCGCGCUCACCGCCAUCACGGACCGCGACAACGAGGGCCACUUCAUGUCCAACCUAGGAGGGUCUCUGGACGCGGCGCUGCGCGGCCGCUGGGAGGCUCGCCAGCCGGACAACGGCGGGCUGUCUCUGCGCCGCGAGGACUGCGUCACGCUGGGCAGCGGCGCGCUCUUCAACGACGUGCCGUGCGACCAGCCGCUGCCCUUCGUCUGCAAGCUGCCGUUCUACCCCGUGCCUCCAGCCGGCUACCAAUACGUACCAGGCCUGGGCUUCUACAAGCGAUACACAAAACCAGCGAAAUACGAGGAGGCGAAGCGUAUCUGCGAAGGGGACGGCUCGCACCUUGCAAUACCGGACACGUUCGAGGAGGCCGAGGAGCUGCUCAAGCUGGGGGCUGGUGACAGCCUCUCCUCCUACGUCGGCAUCAGUGACAUCGAGAGAGAAGGAAGCUUCGUCACCGUCAUGGGCCAAUCGUUGGGUGAGCUGGCGUUUGACAACUGGGCUCCGGACGAGCCGAAUAACUUCCUGCACUUCCUGGGAGGCGAGGACUGCGUGGAGCUGAAGGCGUCUGGCCUGCUCAACGACAUCAACUGCGGCAUCGCGCUGCCGUUCUUCUGCGAGAGACCGUUGCCCUCCAGAGUGAGGUAGCCGCUGCGCGUCCUGGAGGUCGGCGCACCCCUCCACCAGGAGCAACACGCCAUCGGAGAUGCUCUACAAUUCAGCAGCACCUCCUUCUAGGGAUUAGGUGCUAUACUCACCUGCUCCGGUCUCUAUCAUCUAUCCACCCCUUACGAGGUCUCCCCAGUUUCCUCUUUCUGUUCGGCCGAUAAUUUAUUUAUUUUCUUUUAAUAAUCAAUUUCCUAUCAUUCUAUCAACACGAUCCUUCCAUUUCAUUAAGUUGUUUUCUAUCUUGUCAUUAACUGCAAAAUUUUUAAAUCAGAUCUUACUAACUCAUUCCUUUGUUGGUUAGUUAGAUACGUGUUCCAUGGAUCCUUUUGCACGAUCGAUCGUAAUGACGUGGAGCGAGUCAUUAUAUUCGUAUAGCAAAUUAAUUUACACAUAUGGUUACAUUCUGAACAUUUCUAAGAUUUUUGUUCGAAAGCAAUAAAACAUAUACAAAUGUUGUGAGUUAGUAAGACUCAGCCACCAUUUUUUACAACUUACAGUAACAGAAAUUCUUCUGUGGAAUGCAAAGGAUUGUCAAGAAGAAACUUUCCCAGUGUCUUUCCAAGUUUUACUCUGCUGUCUGUCAGACAUUUUAUAUCACUGGGUAAGCGAUCAAAAAGUUUUGUAGCAGCAUUGUGCAGCUCUUUUUGUGCUAAAGACGCCUUAAUGUGGAGUAAUGUCUUUUUUGCUUGUCGUACUGUAAUUCUGCACAUCAUUGUUCCUUUUGAACUGAAGUGGAUUGUUUACAACAAACUUCAUGAGGGAAUAAAUAUACUGUGAAGCAGUUGUCAGAAUGCCCAACUAUUUAAGCAGAUGUCUACAAUACCAUCGAUGGUAAACACCACACAAUAUUCUUACAGCACUUUUUUGUAUAACGAAAAAUUUUAUUCUUAAAGAUGAGUUAUCUCAGAACAUGACAUUA
Schistocerca cancellata (South American locust) is the source of this 2187-nucleotide messenger RNA. Its product is annotated as macrophage mannose receptor 1-like. The record is from RefSeq and is a predicted model, not a curated record. The transcript is spliced from 7 exons. NCBI's taxonomy places the organism in Eukaryota, Metazoa, Arthropoda, Insecta, Orthoptera, Acrididae. The coding region runs from base 204 to 1247 and encodes 347 amino acids.